Parnassius mnemosyne (clouded apollo) is the source of this 4770-nucleotide messenger RNA. Lineage: Eukaryota; Metazoa; Arthropoda; Insecta; Lepidoptera; Papilionidae. The record is from the annotation of a GenBank genome assembly.
AUGUCGGACGACGAAUUACCGUGUGAACAAGAUAUUUUCGAAAGAGAUUUAAUUCUUGAUGAGCUUAAUCGUAUUAUUCAGCUCGCAACAACAAAUGAACAACAUUUUCGUUCGCGAACUAUUGAUUUAGCUGUUCACCAAAGAAAAUUCAAUAAAGUUCAAACAAAGAUUGAGAAAACGCUCAUUAAAAUAAAAUCAUUUAAUAAAGAGGAGCAGAUUAAAGUUCGCAAUGAUUUUAACGAUUUAUAUUAUACCAUUGUUACUUAUUUAAAUAAUUUAAAAAAGGAGGAUGAGCAACAGCGCCGCACGAGUCGGUCAUUUCAAGCAUCCGAGGUCAUAGUGCAAGCAAACAGAAAAAACCUACCUAUAUUGCCAUUGCCAGAAUUUAACGGCGAUCCAACCGAUUGGCCGUCGUUUUAUGACUUAUUUCGUUCGUUAGUACAUAACAACAGCGCUUACUGUAAUGCGGAAAAGUUUAGAUAUUUACUACUUGCAGUUAAAAACGAGCCACAUAAUCUUAUUAAAUCUAUUCCUAUCACCGACGAAAAUUACCUUGUAGCCUUAGAUAUUUUAGUGUCGCGUUAUGAUAAUAAAAGAAUUAUUGCAUCAAAACACCUUGACAAAAUUCUGGAUAUUGAACCAUGUUCCGAUAGGUUGAGUCAUAGUGUACGAAAUUUACUAAAUAUAUAUCAAGAGAAUAUAAAGGCGCUUGAAGUUAUGAAUUUUCCAAUAACUCAAUGGAGUUUUAUACUAUUAAAUAUUUUGUUGCGUAAAAUUCCGCUCACUAUUAGAAGAACAUUCGAACGUUCAUUGAGUAAGCCAUCCGAAAUUCCAGAUGUAUGCGCGUUAAUUUCUUUCCUCGAACGGGAAAUUUCCGCUGACGAAAUAACUAUUUCUACUGUUUCAAACGUACAUUCUGCUAAGAAACCAUCGGCGAAUGUGGGUAAUUCAGUAAAAUUCUCGGGCCGGAGCAACAACGCAAGCGGCGGUACUGUGCCUACGGCGCGACGCUCUUUGAUUACUAACCUUAAUGUACCCAUAGAGCAGUCUCGAUCUAAAAGUAAUGGCGAUACCGAUCCUGUGCAACCUAAAGGUAUAGUUUCAUGUUUAAUUGUUCCAAAAGGUAAACAGCAGCCCAUUGUACCCGUGGAUGCGUUAAUUUUGCCAAAAUUAGUUACGAAAAUGCCCAGUGUACCUCUGCCCUUUACAGGUUGGUCACAUUUAAAAAAUUUAAACUUAGCUGACCCUGACUUUCAUACACCCCAACCGGUAGAAAUGUUACUAGGAGCGGAUAUACUAUCCCACAUUUUAUUAGGCAACAUGAUUACUGGACCUCCGGGGUCACCGAUUGCGAUGAAUAGCGUGUUAGGUUAUUUAUUAUUAGGUAAAAUAACGUUCGAUACAAUCGUUUCGACUCCACUCCAGGUAUGUUUUAGCUCGUUUGACAACGACAAUCUUCAAAGGUUUUGGGAGCUGGAAUCAUUUUCCGAGAAACGUACUUACACUCCAGACGAGGAGCUAUGCGAAUCCUUUUUCCAAAAGACGCAUACACGGGACGAGACAGGACGGUACGUCGUCGCCCUGCCGUUCAAACCCAACGCACCGCGCCUCGGCGAGUCACGGCAAAUUGCAUUGGCUCGCUUUAGAAAAUUAGAGUAUAGAUUGGAACGCAACGUGCAGCUGAAAACUGAUUAUCACACGUGCCUCCAGGAGUAUGAGGACCUGAAUCACAUGGAGCUCGUUGAUAGUGAGCCUUUGCAAGGUGCCAGCUAUUAUAUUCCGCACCACUGUGUAGUUAAAGAAUCGAGCAAAACAACUCGUACACGCGUAGUGUUCGAUGCGGGUUGUAGAACGACGAGUGGUUUGUCGCUUAAUGACGUUCUCCUAACGGGUCCCAAGCUUCACCUUGAUAUAGUAGACGUACUUUUAAAGUUUCGUGUUCAUGCCGUAGCGUUCAGUGCGGAUAUUAAACAAAUGUAUCGAAAUAUACUGAUUCGUGAAACUGAUAGGGACUUCCAGCGCAUUUUAUGGCGUAAAUCGCCAGAAGAACCUAUACGGGACUACCGUCUCCACACGGUCACAUUCGGUGUAAAUUCCUCACCAUAUCUCGCUUUGCGUACAAUUCAGCAGCUUGCUCACGAUGAGGCCGAGUAUUUUAGGCUCGCAUCUCCCGUAUUAUUGAGUGACGUAUUUGUCGAUGAUGUUGUUUCUGGUGAGGAUACGGAGUCCAAAACUCUCGCUCUGCAGCAAGAGCUUAUCGACAUUUGUAAGACGGCUGGAUUCGAACUACGUAAGUGGCACAGCAACUCAUCAGCGAUACUCGCUACACUACAGCCACCAGCUUGUCAUGGUGAGCGGCCCGAAAACGUUCCAUUUUCUGAAAUGGAGAACGACAAAAGAGUUAAGGUCCUCGGACUACAAUGGAAUCCAGGAUCUGAUACAUUUAAUUUUAAAGUUCAAGUUACCACUCAUAAAUGCACCAAGAGAUCUAUUCUUUCUGAGAUCGCAAAAAUAUAUGACCCUCUCGGGUUGCUAUCUCCGGUAACCUUGUAUGCCAAACAUUUGAUUCAGUUAUUGUGGAUGGCAAAUGUAGAUUGGGACGAUAAUCCGCCCAUCGAUAUCAUUAAUUCGUGGACACGUUUCAUAAACGAGCUACCGCUGCUAUCACAGGUAUCGUUUCCGCGAUACAUUUUCAGUAAUAAUAUCGAUUCGGUAGAAAUUCAUGGAUUUGCUGAUGCGUCCCAGAUCGCAUAUGCCGGCUGUGUCUAUAUUCGACUUACAAGCAAGGACGGCAAUAUUUAUACAUACCUGAUUAUGGCGAAAACUAGGGUAGCUCCGCUCCGCGCACCCCUUACCAUCCCACGUCUCGAGCUGAUGGCAGCUCUAUUGCUUUCAAAGCUAUUAGAUAAGAUAGCAAAUUUAUACAGAGAUCGCAUCUGCCCUGAACGGAUUUACGCAUGGUCCGACGCCACCAUCGUGCUGGCCUGGCUCCGUUCAUCGCCGCAUGAAUGGAAGACGUUUGUUUCCAAUCGCACUAGCGAUAUUCUGUCCCGCGUUCCCGCCAGCUGCUGGCACCAUGUUCCGUCAGCCGAUAAUCCUGCUGACGCUGCAUCACGUGGCUUGCUACCUACCGCGAUGGUACAACACGACUUGUGGUACCAUGGUCCCGCAUGGCUCCGACGAAGUGCUGACAACUGGCCGGUUGAGACUCAAACUAUGAGCACCUGUGAAGAAAAACGUAACUUAACGCUAUCUUCUGCUAUGUCUACGGCACCGCCCGUACAAAAUACCGAAAUUAUAAUGCGAUUUUCGUCGCUAGGCAAACUCGUUCGGAUUACUGCACUAAUAUUUCGUUUUUAUAAUAAAUGCAAAAGGGUUAAAAAUUCGUUCCCGGGUUACAUUACCGUACCUGAAUAUAAUUUUUCAUUAAAUCGACUAAUUUACCUUACUCAACAAUCGGUCUUUCAAGACGAUAUUUUAAAGAUAUCUCAAGGAAGAUUACCUUCUAAUCAAUUGCGACGUCUUACACCCUUUUUGGAUAGUGACAAACUCUUACGUGUAGGAGGUCGAAUUCAUAAAUCAUUGUUACCAUUUGAAUCUAAACAUCAAAUAAUUUUACCGAAAAAACAUGCUUUGACGAAUUUAAUUAUCGACGACGCUCACAUGAGCUAUCUGCAUGCAGGACCUCAGUCCGUGCAAUACUUGCUGUUGCAGCGCUAUUGGAUAUUGUCUUGCCGCGACAUCGUGCGUCAACGCAUACAUCGCUGUGUCCGUUGCUUUCGUGCUCGUCCAACACGUGAUCAACCGAUUAUGGGACCACUACCAGCUUCGAGAAUACGUCCGGCGCGUCCUUUCCUUAAAACGGCCGUAGAUUACGCCGGUCCAUUUUUUGUUCGUGCAAAUAAAGUACGUAAUGCGAAAAUAGUGAAGUGUUAUGUUUCGGUAUUCGUAUGUAUGAGCGUAAAGGCCGUACAUCUCGAACUCGUUUCGGAGCUAUCCACUGAUGCAUUUUUAGCAGCUCUGCGACGCUUCACGGCCCGUCGAGGAUUAUGUACGGAUACAUAUUCUGACUGCGGAAAGAAUUUUGUCGGAUGUAACAAUUAUCUUAAAGACCUAUACGCGUUUUUACGUAGUCAUGUCGUUCAAAGUACAAUUAAUCAACAAACCCUUCAACAGGGACUUACGUGGCACUUUCAACCUCCGUAUGCUAGCCAUUUUGGAGGUCUCUUCGAAGCUAGUGUUAAAAGUUUCAAACACCACCUACAUCGUGUGGUUGGAACUCGUACUCAGACUUACGACGAGAUGCAUACUCUUCUCUGUCAAAUCGAAGCCGUGUUAAACUCACGUCCCCUUUGCGCCAUGAGUUCGGCCUCUACCGAUCCCCUUCCUUUAACACCGUCUCAUUUUUUAAUAGGAGAACCCUUAACGGCUCUACCUGAUGUAUCCUUGUUGGACGAAAACCCUAACCGUCUCACACGUUGGCGCUGGAUACAACAGUCAGUCCAGCACUUUUGGAAAAGAUGGAGUAGAGAAUAUCUCCAUCACUUACAACAGAGUAGUAAGUGGCUUCAUGAUCGCGGCUCCGCCAUUCGUGAAGGCACUGUUGUUGUGGUAUGCGACGAGCACCUUCCGCCAUUACAAUGGAAGCUCGCGCGUGUGCAUGCUGUUCAUCUUGGCUCCGAUCAAGUCACUCGUGUAGUGACCUUAAAGGCUGGGAAUACUAUUUUUAAACGACCUGUAGUAAAGAUUUGCCCACUUCCGUUAGAGUAA